This is a messenger RNA of Prosopis cineraria, 1213 nucleotides long. RefSeq names its product aquaporin SIP1-1-like. Gene Ontology annotation, cellular component: membrane. Gene Ontology annotation, molecular function: water channel activity. The transcript has a single exon. NCBI's taxonomy places the organism in Eukaryota, Viridiplantae, Streptophyta, Magnoliopsida, Fabales, Fabaceae. The record is from RefSeq and is a predicted model, not a curated record. Gene Ontology annotation, biological process: transmembrane transport. Bases 172 to 891 code for a protein of 239 amino acids.
UACUAGCCGCAGAACGGCAGUAAGUGCAGUGCGAGCUCACUGGAGGUCUGGAGCUCUGCUUCCUCACCUUCGGACCUUCACCUCUCCUUCUCCAGUUUCCCACUUCUUAGCCAUCAUCAGAACAUAGGAGAGAGAAGAGAAGGCGAGGGUCUUCGAGGCUGAAGAAGAAGAAUGGGGCUGGUAAAGGCUGCCAUGGGAGACGCCAUUCUAACGUCAAUAUGGGUUUUCAGCGUCUCAACUCUCCGAAUCCUCAGUUCUCAAGUUGCCUCCUUCCUAGACCUCCACCCUUCUUCGCUCGCCGGCCUCUUCAUCACCACCGUCAUCUCCACUAUUCUGGUCUUCACUAUCAGUCUCAUCGGCAGAAUCCUUGGCGGCGCUAGCUUCAACCCCUCCACCACUGUCUCCUUUUAUGCCGCCGGGCUCCGACCCGACUCUUCUCUGAACUCCAUGGCCAUCCGAUUCCCUGCUCAGGCGGCAGGCGGGGUCGCCGGAGCUCGUGCUAUUCUGCACCUCAUCCCCACCCAGUACAAAUCCACGCUUAAAGGCCCUUCCUUGAAAGUGGAUUUGCAUACCGGGGCCAUAGCAGAGGGAGCGUUGACUUUCGCUCUCAACUUGACUAUUCUUCUUGUUAUGCUUAAAGGUCCUAAGAACCCUCUGUUGAAGGUUUAUUUGAUUUCUGUGGCAACAGUAUCUCUGGUUAUUGCUGGUUCUGCGUAUACAGGACCUUCUAUGAACCCUGCUAAUGCAUUUGGAUGGGCUUACAUUAACAACAGGCACAACACUUGGGAGCAGUUCUAUGUUUAUUGGAUAUGUCCUUUCAUUGGGGCUACUCUUGCUGCUUCCGUCUAUCGAUUUCUCUUCAUGUCACCGGUCAAGCAGAAGAAAGCCUGAAAGGCACAAUUUAUAAAAGAUUGUAGUUUUUAAGUAUUUAUGCUCAUAAAUUCUCACCGUCCUUUUUGUUUUCUCAUCCCUCGUUACUGAGGUAGUUUGGGAUUUUUUUCCGUACUCGUGUUUCAUCGCUCUUCGGGGGAAUUCCAAUACUGGAUUUCAGCUUCCUUUGUCAGAUGGAGAAGAGUGUAAUGAUGUUGUCUAGAAAUUCACUCUUGGAAAAGUCUGCAGUGAUGCAGCCCCUCUGAAAGGCUUGUAGAACUUAAUAUUUUUCCCAUGAGCAAUGGUUUGCUCUGCAACUUAAUAUUCUUUCAUCUUUAUCUUC